Vidua chalybeata is the source of this 1640-nucleotide messenger RNA. It is a transcript of the gene NAGA, whose product is annotated as alpha-N-acetylgalactosaminidase. NCBI's taxonomy places the organism in Eukaryota, Metazoa, Chordata, Aves, Passeriformes, Viduidae. Gene Ontology annotation, molecular function: alpha-galactosidase activity. Gene Ontology annotation, cellular component: cytoplasm. The record is from RefSeq and is a predicted model, not a curated record. Gene Ontology annotation, biological process: oligosaccharide metabolic process; glycoside catabolic process; glycosylceramide catabolic process.
AUGGACUGGCACGGCUGUGGGCUGCAGUACCGGCGGGGCGCGGUGGCUGCGGGCGGGCGGGAGGCGUGGGCAGUCAGUCAGCUGAUGCAGACGGCAUCAUGUGAGCGGGGCCGGGCGGGGCCGGGGGAGCCGCUCUGUGCCGCGGCGGCAGCGAUGGAGGCGAUGGUACCGAGCGCGCUGGUCCUGGCCCUGGCCCUGGCGCUGCCCUCCGUGGCCCUGGAGAACGGGCUGGCGCGCACUCCCCCCAUGGGCUGGAUGUCCUGGGAGAGGUUCCGCUGCAACGUGGACUGCCAGGCGGAUCCCCGCAACUGCAUCAGUGAGCAGCUCUUCUUCGAGAUGGCAGACCGGCUGGCAGAGGAUGGUUGGAGGGAGCUGGGCUACGAGUACAUCAACAUUGAUGACUGCUGGGCUGCCAAGCAGCGGGAUGUGGCCGGACAGCUGGUUCCCGACCCCAAGAGAUUCCCCAGUGGAAUUAAGGCUCUGGCUGACUAUGUCCAUGCCAGGGGCCUGAAGCUGGGCAUUUAUGGUGACCUGGGCAUCUUCACCUGUGGGGGCUACCCAGGCACCAUGUUGGAAAAUGUGAAGCAGGAUGCCCAGACCUUUGCAGCGUGGGGUGUGGACAUGCUGAAGCUGGAUGGGUGCUACUCGUCCGCAGAGGAGCAGGCAAAGGGAUACCCAGAAAUGGCGAGGGCCUUGAACGCCACAGGCCGCCCCAUUGUCUACUCAUGCAGCUGGCCAGCAUAUCAGGGGGGUCUUCCCCCCAAGGUGAACUACACCAUCCUGGCAGAGAUCUGCAACCUGUGGCGUAACUAUGACGACAUCCAGGACUCCUGGGACAGCGUACUUUCCAUCGUGGACUGGUUCUUCACAAACCAGGACGUGCUGCAGCCAGCAGCUGGCCCCGGUCACUGGAAUGACCCGGACAUGCUCAUCAUUGGAAACUUCGGCCUUAGCUAUGAGCAGUCACGCUCCCAAAUGGCUUUGUGGACAGUGAUGGCAGCUCCGCUCCUCAUGUCCACUGAUCUCCGCACCAUCUCCCCCAGGGCCAAGGAGAUCCUGCAGAACCGCCUGAUGAUCCAGAUCAAUCAGGAUCCCCUGGGAAUCCAGGGGCGCAGAAUUGUCAAGGAGAAAUCCCACAUCGAGGUGUUUCUGCGCCCACUGUCCCAGGCUGCCAGCGCUCUUGUGUUCUUUAGCCGGAGGACAGAUAUGCCCAUCCGCUACACCACCAGCCUGGCCAAGCUCCACUUCCCUGAGGAUGCUGUGUAUGAGGUACAAGAUGUGUAUGCUGGGAAGAUCGUUGGAGCCUUAAAAACAGCAGACAACUUCUCAGUCGUUAUUAACCCCUCGGGGGUGGUGAUGUGGUAUCUCCGUCCCAUGGCACUCCCGGUACAACCCUGGCAUGUUGUCAGACAACAAGCCCCUGGUGAGGGUUACCGCCCAGCCCUUCUGUGACAGGGCCCAGUGGAUGGGGUGUGGACCAGUGCCAGGGUGAGCUGUGAGACUCCAAAGCAUGUGGUUCUUCACUGCACAAGUGCCUUUUGCUGCUGAGCCCAGCAAUGCUGGGCAGUGACCAUCCCCUGGGUACCAGCUUGACAAAGUCUGCUCCAUCUGCGUAAACAAGGAAUUCUUGUUACCCAUUG